This is a messenger RNA of Haplochromis burtoni (Burton's mouthbrooder), 3297 nucleotides long. It is a transcript of the gene abcd1, whose product is annotated as ATP-binding cassette, sub-family D (ALD), member 1. Gene Ontology annotation, molecular function: long-chain fatty acid transmembrane transporter activity; ATP hydrolysis activity; ATP binding. Bases 703 to 2973 code for a protein of 756 amino acids. Gene Ontology annotation, biological process: very long-chain fatty acid catabolic process; long-chain fatty acid import into peroxisome; peroxisome organization. Lineage: Eukaryota; Metazoa; Chordata; Actinopteri; Cichliformes; Cichlidae. Gene Ontology annotation, cellular component: peroxisomal membrane. The record is from RefSeq and is a predicted model, not a curated record. The transcript is spliced from 17 exons.
CCCGCCCUUCAGGGCACGUUGUGUCGGUAUCCGGACGCGGGCCGCUGCUCAGGUAAACAGAUGCUGAACUUUUCUCUGCCUCCGCCGGUGUGACCGUCCUCGCGCCGGUUCAGUGUAGCAGAAGAAGUUGGUGGAGGAGUGACGGCGGGUCGUGCGCGCGUCUGUCCCGGGCGGCUGUGAAGCAGGAGGAGCGAUUUAACCCGGAACUUCGUGCGCUUUUCAUGUCCACAUCAGAGAAACAACAAAGUUCCUGUUAGCAGUUAGCUUCAGUUAGCAACCGUGGGUCCGCUGCCGGGUCACCCAGCCCGGAGUAAAGUUCGAGUCCGGGUCGAGAGCUGCUCGGCGGGAGGGCAGGACACUCUGCGAACGGCAGUAGUGUUAUAAACGAGUUUGCGCGACAGCGCGCCGUUAGCCGUUUGUUACGGUCAGUGUUCACGGGAGACUUAGAAGCUAGGGGGACCGGAGCUAACACACCGGAGCUGGACUCUGUACACCGACACACCGACUGUGGAUGUUCAACAGGUCACCGACUGCUGCUGCUGAACCCGGGUGGUGGCUCACGCUCUGAGGUCAGCAUGGCGUUUCCUUGACAAACCCGCAUCGGUUCACAGUGGACCCGUCUGGGAUCAGGUUCGGUUUGACCUUAGGUGACACGCUGCGAUUUCUGGACAUCAAUUGGUCGUUCGUCGGCUACCUGUCAGCAUGCAGCUGACCUAUGAGAAGCUGCCUGCUCAGCUCAGGCGGAGCUCCAGACUCAGGAAAUUGACGGCCGUCCUGCUCACAGCGUAUGCCGUCAAAAAGCUGUCUCCAUAUGUGUGGAGGAGGCUGCAGAGGCGAGCAGCAGGUAAACAGCUGGGUGUAUCUGAUCCAUCAGUGGGUGCAGUGAGCUCUGCUGAUGAUGGCGGAGAGAAGAACAAGAAAGCGAAGAAGCAGAAGAAGAGUGACAGCAGGUCUCCGUCGGUCAACAGGGACUUUUUCCUCAGACUUUCCCGGCUGCUGAAGCUCUUGUUUCCACGGUUACUUUGUCCAGAGAUCGCCCUGCUCGCCUUACACUCUCUCACCCUGAUGUCCCGGACCUUCCUGUCGAUUUACGUCGCGUCUCUGGACGGUGUGAUAGUGCGGUGUAUUGUUCAGAAGGAUCCUCAGGCCUUCGUGCUUCAGCUCUCCAAGUGGCUCCUCGUUGCAGUUCCUGCAACUUUCAUAAACAGCGCCAUCAGAUUCCUGGAGGGUCAGCUGAGCCUCAGCUUCAGGACCCGAUUGGUUAAACAUUCCUACCAGCUGUAUUUCACCAAUCAGACUUACUACAGAGUCAGCAACAUGGACGGGCGUCUGUCCAAUCCCGAUCAGUCCCUCACUGAGGACAUCGUCAUGUUUUCGGCCUCUAUCGCUCACCUCUACUCCAACCUGACCAAACCCAUCCUGGACGUGAUCGUCACCUGCUACACGCUGAUACGCACCGCCCACUCCAAAGGAGCAAACACAACGUGGCCGUCGGUCAUCGCCGGCCUGGUCGUAGCACUCACGGCUAAAGUCCUGCGCUCCUGUUCGCCUCGAUUCGGGAAGCUUGUGGCCGAGGAGGCGAAGAGGAAAGGAGACUUGCGUUACAUGCACUCACGAAUCAUCACCAACUCAGAGGAGAUUGCCUUCUAUGGAGGACACAAGGUGGAGCUGGCCCAGCUGCGGAGGAGCUACACGUCUCUGUCCUCUCAGAUCCAUCAGAUCCUGCUGAAGCGCCUCUGGUACAUCAUGCUGGAACAGUUCCUCAUGAAGUACGUGUGGAGCGCCUCCGGCCUGGUGAUGGUCGCCGUGCCCAUCAUCACCGCCACCGGAUACGCUGAACACGACUCGGAGGAGGUGAAGCAGGCUGCCAUGGUGAUGAAGGAGGAGGAGCUUGUGAGUGAACGGACGCAGGCCUUCACCACAGCCAGGAACCUCCUGAACGCUGCAGCCGACGCCGUGGAGAGAAUCAUGAGCUCCUACAAGGAGGUGACGGAGCUGGCAGGUUACACUGCUCGAGUCUCUGAGAUGUUGGAUGUGUUUGAAGAUGUGAAUCAGGGGAUCUACCGCCGCUCCGCAGACAGAGAGAAGGAGGAGUUAACAGCUGAUGGAGGAGGAGGAGCAGUUCAACACGGGCAGAGAGUCUGUGGUCCGCUACAGAUCAGAGGUCAGGUGAUCAGUGUGGAAAAGGGGAUUCGCUGUGAGAACCUGCCAAUCAUCACGCCUACCGGAGAUGUAGUAGUGUCCUGUCUGAAUAUCCAGGUGGACGAUGGGAUGAACGUGCUGAUCACCGGUCCAAACGGCUGUGGGAAGAGUUCCCUGUUCAGGAUCCUCAGUGGGCUGUGGCCUGUUUAUGGAGGAGUCCUGUACAGACCGGAGCCAGAGCACAUGUUCUAUAUCCCACAGAGGCCUUACAUGUCAGAGGGGACCCUCAGAGACCAGGUGAUCUAUCCGGACUCAGUGGAGGAGAUGGUUCAGAGAGGACUCACAGAUUCAGACCUGGAGGAGAUCCUUCGCACCGUCCACCUGCGCUACAUCAUGGACCGAGAGGGAGGUUGGGAGUCGGUCAAUGACUGGAAAGAUGUUCUGUCUGGAGGAGAGAAGCAGCGGAUGGGGAUGGCUCGGAUGUUCUACCACCGCCCAAGGUACGCUCUGCUGGACGAGUGUACGAGCGCCGUGAGCAUCGACGUGGAGGGAGGAAUCUUCCAGGCUGCAAAGGAUGCUGGGAUCGCACUGCUGUCAAUUACUCACAGGCCUUCCCUUUGGAAGUACCACUCUCACCUGCUGCAGUUCGAUGGAGAAGGAGGGUGGAGGUUUGAACCUCUGGAUGCCUCCACGCGCCUCUCUCUGCAGGAGGAGAAGCAUCGUUUGGAGAACCAGCUGCUGGGAAUUCCUAAGAUGCAGCAGAGACUUUCAGAGCUGUGUGUCCUGUUGGGGGAGGCCGAAGGGGAGAAAGAAGAGAAGCUAGCCUCCUGAGAUUACACACUGAUGAUUUUAUUUACUGGUUAGCACUGAGAGAAACGCACACACACACGUUUGUAUUCCUUACUUGUAGGGCCCCGCGUUGACUUGAUGUAACUCCUGUAAUGUGCACUGGACACAAAGUCCCCAGAGAGCGGAAGUGACCGCACAUGUUAUAAAUACCCUUAAAAUGUACAAAUGCCUUUGUAAAGCAGAAUUAUCCCCAAAGUGUCCUCAAAAUGCAGAAAUGUCCUCAUAAUUCACAAAUGUCCUCACUGUGAAGAUAUGUCCUUACAAUUCAGAAGUGUCCUCAAAGUAAAAAAAAAAAAUCCUCAGAAU